Sciurus carolinensis (gray squirrel) is the source of this 1098-nucleotide messenger RNA. RefSeq names its product carboxypeptidase A5-like. Gene Ontology annotation, molecular function: zinc ion binding; metallocarboxypeptidase activity. Bases 1 to 1098 code for a protein of 365 amino acids. Gene Ontology annotation, biological process: proteolysis. Lineage: Eukaryota; Metazoa; Chordata; Mammalia; Rodentia; Sciuridae. The record is from RefSeq and is a predicted model, not a curated record. The transcript has 10 exons.
AUGAAUUUCACAGGAGACCAGGUUCUUCGAGUUCUGGCCAAAGAUGAGGAGCAGCUUUCACUCCUCAGGGAUCUGGAGGGCCUGAAGCCCCAGAAGGUGGACUUCUGGCGUGGCCCAGCCAGACCCAGCCUCCCCGUGGAUAUGAGAAUUCCUUUCUCUGAACUGAACGACAUCAAAGCUUAUCUGGAGUCUCAUGGCCUUGCUUACAGCGUCAUGAUAAAGGACAUCCAGGUGCUGCUGAACGAGGAGAGAGAAGCCAUGGCACGCUCGCGCCGGCUGGAGCGCAGCACCAGCAGCUUCAGCUACUCCUCUUACCACACCCUGGAGGAGAUAUAUAGCUGGAUUGACAACUUUGUAGCUGAGAAUUCAAACAUCGUCUCCAAAAUUCACAUUGGCAACAGUUUUGAAAAUCGGUCCAUUCUUGUUCUGAAGUUCAGCACUGGAGGUUCUCGGCGCCCCGCCAUCUGGAUUGACACUGGGAUUCACUCCAGGGAGUGGAUCACCCAUGCCACUGGCAUCUGGACUGCCAAGAAGAUUGUCAGUGAAUUCGGCAAAGACCGUGUCCUGACAAGGAUACUGAAAGCCAUGGACAUCUUCAUAGAGCUUGUCACCAAUCCUGAUGGGUUUGCUUUUACUCACAGCAUGAACCGCUUGUGGCGGAAGAACAAGUCUAGCAGACCUGGCAUCUUCUGCAUCGGUGUGGAUCUCAACAGGAACUGGAAGUCAGGCUUUGGAGGAAAUGGUUCUAACAGCAACCCCUGUUCAGAGACUUAUCAUGGGCCCUCACCUCAGUCAGAGCCAGAGGUGGCCGCCAUUGUGAACUUCAUCACAAGCCAUGGGAACUUCAAGGUUCUGAUCUCCAUCCACAGUUACUCUCAGAUGCUCAUGUACCCGUAUGGCCACUCUAUGGAGUCUGUUUCAAAUGAGAAGGAGCUGAUGUGGCCAGUGGGAUCACUGUGGACUGGGCCUAUGACAAUGGCAUUAAGUAUGCCUUCAGUUUCGAGCUCCGGGACACAGGGCGCUAUGGUUUUCUGCUGCCGGCCACCCAGAUUGUCCCCACAGCCCAGGAGACAUGGAUGGCAAUGCGGACCAUCAUGA